Messenger RNA from Protopolystoma xenopodis, 201 nucleotides. NCBI's taxonomy places the organism in Eukaryota, Metazoa, Platyhelminthes, Monogenea, Polystomatidea, Polystomatidae. The record is from the annotation of a GenBank genome assembly.
AUGCCCAAUGGGGCCUCAACGCUAUGCACCGACUAUCUCGACUACCCAGAAACAACCACGAGGCCUACACAGCCAGCCAACAACUGGAGUGUGCCAACCGAUCUUCAUGACGCUAGCUCAAGCCGGAUGCUCUCUCACACUGACAUCCCACCGGUCCAAGCCCCAUCAACUGAUGGCCUGAACCUUGUCAACAAAAAUUGA